Olea europaea var. sylvestris is the source of this 375-nucleotide messenger RNA. RefSeq lists its product as uncharacterized. The transcript is spliced from 2 exons. The record is from RefSeq and is a predicted model, not a curated record. NCBI's taxonomy places the organism in Eukaryota, Viridiplantae, Streptophyta, Magnoliopsida, Lamiales, Oleaceae. Bases 1 to 375 code for a protein of 124 amino acids.
AUGUUUGUGCUUAUUGUCGAAAAACUCAAUUUUGUGCUCGAAGAAGAAUGUCUCGAGAAACCUACUGAGACUACAGCAAAAGCUGAAAGUCAGGAGACCUCUUAUGACAUACUAGAAAGCCUGAAGGACAUGUUUGGACAUCAAAGUAGGAGAGCUCGCUUUGAGGCCAUUCUUACCUUGCAGAACAUCCGCAUGAAACCCGGAAUGCCUGUGAAGGAUCAUAUGUUGACUAUGAUUGCAGACUUCAAUGUGGCGGAGAAUUUGGGUGCAACUAUUGAACAGGAAACUCAAGUUGAUAUGCUAUUGAAUUCUUCAUUUGAUAUGUUUUCACAGUUUAGACUAUCACUUGCACAAGAUAAAUAUGCCAUUAACUGA